Plasmodium gonderi is the source of this 1620-nucleotide messenger RNA. RefSeq names its product ATP-dependent RNA helicase protein. Gene Ontology annotation, molecular function: nucleic acid binding; ATP binding. Gene Ontology annotation, cellular component: nucleus. NCBI's taxonomy places the organism in Eukaryota, Apicomplexa, Aconoidasida, Haemosporida, Plasmodiidae. Bases 1 to 1620 code for a protein of 539 amino acids. The transcript has 3 exons. The record is from RefSeq and is a predicted model, not a curated record.
AUGAAAAAUAGUUUAUAUAUAAAUCAAGUAAAAAAGUUUGUUGAAAAUAUAAGUACCGAUUUUUUUAAUUUCGACGAUCUGAUUGAAGAAGGAAAAACAGAAAACGAUGUUACAACUGGUAGUAGGCAAUCAUUAGUGGCUCACCAAAAGAAGGUGCACGAAGUGCAUACGAGUCUAAACUCCAACUGUAGAAUAAUAAAAAUAGAAGAUGAAGAAAUUGAAAUAGCAAAAUGGAAUGAAAUGAAAAGCGUUCCAUUAAAUGAAUUCAUUAUAAAAGCACUGAUUAAUAAUUUCCAUUUCCAAAAAUUCCUUCCAUGUCAAAGUUAUGUGUUGGAAUAUGCUCUAUUAAGUAAGAAUGAAUCGAAUUCUUUACUAAAUGGAGACAUAUAUAUUGAAGUACCAACAGGACUAGGAAAAACAUUGUGCUAUAUUAUAACUAUCUUAGAUUAUUUUUUAUAUAACAAGGAUCAAAAUGGGAAACUUUUUUGUCUUAUACUAACAGCUACAGAAGAAUUAGUUACUCAGAUUUUAAGAGUCAUAAAUAAUUUCCAUGUGAAGAACUUAUUGUGCCAAGGAAUAAAUACAAAUAUGUUUCAAAUGAACAUAUAUUUUGAUGAACUAAUUGAUAACAAUGAUGUAUUUAAUGAUACGAAUAUCAUCGUGACAACUACAAAUAAAUUCGAAAGUCUCUUUUUCAGUAAUGAAAAACUAUUUCAGAACUUAAAAUUUUUAGUUAUAGACGAAGUAGAUAAAAUAAUGUCUUUCAAUAAAUCGAAUAUAAAUAAUUUAGUAAAUUCUUUAUCAAACAUUGUAGAAAAAUAUGAAACAUUAAAUUCUGAUUUAUAUAAACCUAAGAAAUUCCUUCAAAAGUUUUUCGUUUCUGCUACUCUGUGUAAAGUAUCGGAUAACUUGAUGUCUCUAAAUUUGUAUAGACCCAUUUUUUUUUAUUAUAUAGUUAAGCAUAAAAGAAAUGAGGAAUUUUACUUGAUCACCAAAAAAAAAUACAGCAAAGUGUAUAACGUCAUUAGGUUGAUUAUGGAUAUCCCAGAAAAGGAUGGUCUGAGUAUGCUCAUUUUCUGUAAGAGUGAAGAAUCUGUACAUCUUCUCUAUCGAUUCCUGACCGUUUAUUUUAGUUACAUUAAAGAAACUAGUUAUAAGAUAAAGGAGUACACCCGUAAUUUAUCUAACAGCAGCAGGAAGAAAAUAUUAAACCAAUUUUUAAGCCAGAAAUUGCACAUUUUGAUAUGCACUGAUUCCAUUUCCAGGGGCUUGGACACUGUGAAUGUAAAUUAUGUGGUGAAUUAUGACAUGCCAAAUCAUUAUAACGUGUUGACUCAUAGGAUAGGGAGGCUCUCGAGGUAUAACAGUAGAAGAGGAACAGUGUAUCACUUAAUCAAAGAAAAGGAUAAAAUAGUAAUGAUUAAAUCCAUCAAGCAGAGACGCAUCAAAGGUGUUGAGAAAAUAAAAUUCAAAAAGGAAAAAUUGAUGGAGAUAAAAAGAUCUAUAACAUGUAUAAAAUCGUUAAUCAAUGAUGUAAUAAUUAAGGAAGAUGCAGAAAUUUUAAGCCGACAUCAGUUUUAUUGUUACGAUGAUUUGGUAAAGUUGUGCGGGGUAGAGUAA